UCGAGAUUCAUUCCUGGGAGUGGGCCCGGGGCCUGAGGAGCCAGAGGACCUGGCCCUGCAGCUACAGCAGAAGGAGAAAGACUUGCUGCUGGCUGCGGAACUCGGCAAGAUGCUUCUGGAGCGCAAUGAGGAGCUUCGCCGGCAGCUAGAGACACUGAGCUCCCAGCACACUGAGCGUGAGGAAGUGAGCUGGCCACUGGGGCCUGGCGGAGGGCAGGAGGACUGGGGUGACCAGGGAAGGGGGCAAGACAUGGAGAGGAGCAUAUGCAGGCAGGUAGGCAGGGGAUGCCUCCGGAAUAGCUCAGGACUGGGCCCAGUUCCUCUGGCAGUGUGGCCCAGGGCUUAGGAUCAAGAACCCUGGGCUGGGGCUGUAGCUCAGUGGUAGAGCACUUGUCUAGUACGUGCAAGGGUUUGAGUGUGAUCCCCACUACUAAAAAAAAAAAAAAUCAAAGGACAAGUCAAGACCUAAGUUCAGACCUCUGCUUGACUGUGUGACCUUGGGCAAAUUGCUGGCCCUCUCUGGAUCUUCAGCCUGGCUUCUCAGCGGCACAGUGUGAUCCCACCCAACAGGACCUGAGAGCCACUCCCUCCUGCACCUGGCUGAGUGCUCUCCAUGCAUCAUCUCGAUUCAUUCUUGCUCAAUGUUGCAAAGUAGGAAGGGUUCUCCCUUCCGCCCAGGUUGUGGUCAGCCCCACUCUCGUGCUGGAGUUCACACCUAAACCUCUAAACACCCUGAUGUACCCGUGUUGUCAGCCCCAAUCUCUGCUCUGAGCUGACCUGGAUUAAAAAACUGCUCCCUGCCUUCCCCACCAGACCACAGACUGGGUAUCUCACUACAAUGGCCCCAAUUCCCUGUGCACAAGCACUCUUCCCCUGUUGAAUCCAAAUUCACCUGGUUCUGGUGGUCCCUGCAGCCUGGAACCAGACCCCCUCCCUUCUGCCUGGCUUCCCCUCCUGCCUUCUGGAGUCUGUUCCCAUGGGGCAGCCAGGGAUCAUCAGAUCAUUUCAUUCUUGGCCCAGAAUCUCCCCCACAGCUCCCUAUCACACUUAGGAUGAAACUGAAACUUCUUACCACAGCCUGAAAGUCCCCAAGCUGACUCAAACUUGUACCCACAGGGCCUUUGCAUUGCCUUCCUUAAGGCAGCCCUCUUCCUGGUUAUCUCCUUGCCCUGCAGGAGUCAAUCCCAACAUCAACUCCUCUAUGAGAGAUGCCCACCCACCUUCUGUUCACAUGACUUUCCCAGGUUUCUUCACAGCCCUCGAUGUUCCUCUGAGGCAGCGAGCUUCAUGGUCUUGCUUAACCAUGAUAGGCCCUGGACAGAAGAAAGUAUUGGAAGGAGGGAGGAUGGGACUUGGAGAUAUUAAAGGGACUUGCCAGGCCACACAGCACUAGAACUGAGCACCAGCCAGGACAAUCAGACCUCAAACCUGCCAGCUUAAUCCCAGGGCCAUAUUAGGUUGAGUGUGGCUGCCUGGGCUGGACUUCCUGCUCCACUAAUUUACUGUGUGUCCUCAGGCAAGAAGGCACUGAACCUCUCUGAGCCUGUGUUCUCCUCUAAGAAUGUUAGUGAUUCUCCCUCUAGUGGAGCAAGUGAAUUACUGCAGGUAGAGCGCUUGGCAGGAUUACCUAAUACAGUACUGUAACUGUAACUAUGGUUAUUGUCACCUGCCCUGGGCCCUUCUAGUUUUGAGGUCCUAGAAAGAGUGACCCCCCCGAGUUGGCUUCCCCCUUAAGAUGGGCACCUGAGUAUGCCAAGCACGUGUACCCUCAGUGGUCAGACAGGUUUUGGGAAGGGCAGGCAGAGGGUGGGGCUCUGGUAGGGCUGGCCAGGGCUAAUUAGAGGGAACUGGGAGAGGGGCUGGCCAGAGGCUCAGCCUGCAGAUCCCUUAGGACACUACGGGUGUCAGAGUGAGGCCAUGGGCCGUGGCUUAAACUCUACCAGACUCAGGCGCCAGAAACGGCGCUUCCGACCCCGGGUCCAGGAGCCCAGGCAGCAGCCUGAGCGGCUGAAGCAGGAGAACCAUGAGCUCCGCCGGGGCCUGGCAGCCCGGGGCGCAGAGUGGGAAGCCAGAGCUGUGGAGCUUGAAGGUGACCUGGCAGCUCUGCAGGCCCAGCUGGGGGAGCAGCGCUCAGAGCAGCAGGACAGUGGGCGCGAGCGGGCCCGGGCCCUUGGCGAGCUCAGUGAGCAGAACCUCCGGCUCAGCCAGCAGCUGGCCCAGGCCUCUCAGACUGAGCAGGAGCUUCAGAGAGAAUUGGAUGCACUUCGGGCCCAAUGUCACACUCAGGCCCUGGCUGGAGUGGAGUUAAGGACGCAGCUGGAGAGUCUGCAGGGGGAGAACCAGAUGCUGCAGAGCCGCCGGCAUGACCUGGAGGCCCAGAUUCGAGGCCUGCAUGAGGAGGUGGACAAGGGCCAGGGCAGGCUGCAGACCACCCAUGAGGAGCUGCUGCUGCUGAGGAGGGAGAGGCGGGAGCACAGCCUGGAGCUGGAACGCACGCGCUUCGAUGCUGGUGAGGCUCUGAGCGCGCUGCGGAGGCUGCAGCAGCGAGUCUGGGAGCUGGAGGAGGAGUCGCACCUCCAGGACUCCAAUGUGUCCAGCUCCUCCCUGCAGUCAGAGCUUGCUCACACCCUGGACGGUGACCGGGACCAGGAGCAGGAUGGCAGUGCAUGUGGAGACACCCAGACCACCCCAUCCCUGGAGACCCAGGAGGCUUCUGUCCUCCAGCCUUCACCCCAAGUGGAUAGCUUGGAGCCCCCCAAGAAGCAAGCACCCCUGAGCCCAGCUGAAAUUCUGGAGGAGAAAGAAGCAGAAGUGGCCAGGCUGCAGGAUGAGAUUGCACUGCAGCAGGCAGAGCUGCAGACCCUGCGGGAGGAGCUGCAAAGGCAGAAGGAGCUGCGGGCACAGGACGACCCGGAGGAGGCCCUGAGCAGCGCACUCUCGGACCGAGAUGAAGCCGUGAACAAAGCCCUGGAACUAUCCCUGGAGCUCAACCGCGUCUCUCUGGAGCGCGACUCCCUGUCCCGCGAGUUGCUCCGCACAAUCCGCCAGAAGGUGGCGCUAACGCAGGAGUUGGAAGCCUGGCAGGACGAUAUGCAGGUGGUGAUCGGGCAGCAGCUGCGUUCGCAACGCCAGAAGGAGCUGAGUGCAGCAGCAGUGUCGGGCUCACGCCCCGCCUCGGCUGGCUUCGCUGGCGGCUUCCUCAGUAACCUCUUCCGAAGGACCUGACAGCCGAAGGACCUGACAGCCGGCUGAGGGGGCACCCUUCCCCACAGUGGCAUUUACUUUCCUCUAAUGGUCAAUGGAGCGACAAGCCCCGAAUUUCCAUGCGGGACCAGUGCCCUUCUGUCCCUCCCCUAUAAGCUGGGCCAGGGGCUCUUCCAGGUCAGGGGUCUGCUUUGGGGCCAGGGGCCCAGCUGGGUAGCAGGGCAGAGCUAUUUUUCGCAUCUGUAUAGGUCUGUCUUUAAACACUAGGCCCCCUGCUCUUGCCAGCUCCAGGGCAGGAGAGGGAGCAGAUAUUUAUGUAUCAACAUUGGACAGAGUAAUAUAUAAAGCACUACAUAGA
Messenger RNA from Heterocephalus glaber (naked mole-rat), 3562 nucleotides. It is a transcript of the gene Bicdl2, whose product is annotated as BICD family like cargo adaptor 2. Gene Ontology annotation, biological process: Golgi to secretory granule transport; vesicle transport along microtubule. NCBI's taxonomy places the organism in Eukaryota, Metazoa, Chordata, Mammalia, Rodentia, Bathyergidae. The record is from RefSeq and is a predicted model, not a curated record.